AUGGUAUAUGCCAAAAGGCAGCCAGAUGGCAUGUGCCUAUCAUCUCAAAAUGGCACAACUGUUCCCAAGAAGCACGGAGUCGAGGGGAAAGGAGAGACUGGCUUCAUGCCUUCAAAGCAGGUUCAGUGCCCUGACCAAGAGAGCACCAUCCCAUGUGAUAUAGAAGGAUCCUCAGUGUGCCUGGGGUCUACAGCCAUCCCCAGCAUGAAGGAAAGCUGCAUUUACCUGCUGGCCUGCCUGGUGUGCAUUCUCCAAAUGGGAUACCUUGUGAGGACGGAAGGAGAUACCACUGGGAGCCUGAUCAACACUGAGGCACACAGCGCGCCGUCGCAGCGCUGGUCCAUGCAGCUGCCGGCCGAGGUGCGCGCGGUGGCGGGCGAGGCGGCCGUGCUGCCCUGCACCUUCACGCACCCGCACGGCCGCUACGACGGGCCCCUGACGGCCAUCUGGCGCACGGGCGAGCCCUUCGCCGGCCCGCAGGUGUUCCGCUGCGCCGUGGCGCGGGGCGCCGAGCUCUGCCGGACGGCGCUCAGCCUGCACGGCCGCUUCCACCUGCUGGGCCGCCCGCGCCGCAACGACCUGUCGCUGCGCGUCGAGCGCCUCGGCCCGGACGACGACGGCCGCUACUUCUGCCGCGUCGAGCUCGCGGGCGACGUCCACGACCGCUUCGAGAGCCGCCAGGGGCUGUGGCUCCGCGUCACUGCAGCCGCCCCGCGGAUCGUCAACGUCUCGGUGCUGCCCGGGCCCGAACACGCUUUCCGCGCGCUCUGCACCGCCGAGGGGGAGCCGCCGCCCGCGCUCGUCUGGUCGGGCCCGAAGCUCGGCAACAGCAGCAGCAGCAGCGGCAGCGGCCCCACCGCCGCCCCGCAGGCCCCGCGCGCCGGGCACAGCCGCCAGGUGACGGCCGAGCUGCCCGCGCUGGGCCGGGACGGGCGCUACACCUGCACGGCCUCCAACAGCCUGGGCCGCGUCGAGGCCAGCGUCUACCUGUUCCGCUUCCACGGCCCCCCGGGGCCCCCGCUCGCCUCGCUGCUGCUCGGGGGCGCCCUGGGCCUCAAGGCGCUGCUCCUGCUGGGCCUCCUGGCCGCCCGCGCCGCCCGCGGCCGCCCAGAGCACCAAGCCCCCCAGGACUCCCUCCCACGGCCUCAGGCCCAGGAGUCCAGCUAUGAGAAUUUGAGCCACAUGAGUUCCCAGAGGCCCCAGGCAGCUGUGUGCUCACCAUGA
Messenger RNA from Suncus etruscus (white-toothed pygmy shrew), 1224 nucleotides. It is a transcript of the gene SIGLEC15, whose product is annotated as sialic acid binding Ig like lectin 15. Gene Ontology annotation, cellular component: plasma membrane. Lineage: Eukaryota; Metazoa; Chordata; Mammalia; Eulipotyphla; Soricidae. The record is from RefSeq and is a predicted model, not a curated record. Gene Ontology annotation, biological process: regulation of osteoclast development; regulation of actin cytoskeleton organization; regulation of bone resorption. Bases 1 to 1224 code for a protein of 407 amino acids. The transcript has 8 exons.